UACAGAGAACCAGGAAGUUAACAUUUUGUUAUGACAGGUCAUGUAAAAUGAACUUUGAGUCCAAUGUUUGUUUUAUUAGACUUACGUAAUAAUUAGGGUCAUUUGGACCACAAUGGCUGAAUGCAAGAAAGAACACGGGGAAUGUGGGAAAGGCUGUUUCGUUGAUUCAGUGAUUCAUGUGGAUGUCAAGGACUACUAUGGGAAGACCCUGAAGAAAACGUCUGACCUGAAGAGUAAUGCCUGCUUAGCCCCGUCUCAGGCCAUCCCAGCCUUCAUCCUCAAGGCUCUGAAGAAGAUCCAUCCUGAAGUCACAGCCAAGUGGGUUCACUGUUGUAACAUUGUACUUACAAUGUACUAUGGGUGUGGGCUGGUGGUCCCAGAGUGUCUGGAGGGCUGCAGACUGCUGGACCUGGGCAGUGGCAGUGGGCGAGACUGCUACAUGCUCAGCCAACUGGUCGGGGAGAAGGGCCACGUCACAGGCAUCGACAUGACUGAGGAUCAGCUUGAGGUUGCCAGAAAGUACGUGGACCACCACACGCAGGAGUUUGGAUACGAGAAGCCCAACGUGGACUUUGUUCAGGGCUACAUCGAGGCUCUAAAGGAGGCUGGACUCAAGGAGAACUCCUUUGAUAUCAUCAUAUCCAACUGUGUGGUGAAUUUGUCCCCAGACAAGAGAAAAGUAUUGAGUGAUGCUUACCGCGUGCUGAAGGAUGGAGGAGAGCUGUACUUCAGUGAUGUCUAUAGUAGCAGUAAGCUCUCCGAUGAGAUCAAGAAUAACAAAGUCCUGUGGGGGGAGUGUUUAGGCGGAGCGCUUUGGUGGGAGGACCUAGUGCGAUUGGCUCAGGAGGUGGGAUUCAGCCCCCCGCGGUUGGUCACGGCCAAUGUCAUCACCGUGGACAACAUGGAACUGGAGGCCAUCCUAGGUGACUACAAGUUUGUCUCUGCCACCUACCGUCUCUUCAAGAUCCCCAAAAUCUCUAACAAAGGCUCUCUGGUCAUAUACAAUGGCAACAUCACUGGUUUUGAGGAGAGUCUGGAGUUUGACUCUCAGUACACGUUCAAGGUGGAUGAGGUAGUGGAGGUGGAUGGAGAGGUGGCCAGCAUCCUCAGCCACUCCAGGUUUGCUGAGGAGUUCACUUUCCAACCGCCCGGGUUACCUGCUGGAUGUAGUGUAAGGAAACCCAAGGUGGGCACGGUGAAUCCCUUUGAACUGGUGCUGCAGCUGGGGAGUGCAACUGUCUCUUCUGCCACAGGGGGGUGCUGUGGUGCAGAGUCAUCCUUUUGCAAGUGAUGGGGUAGCCAAGAUAUGAGAGAGACACAGAGAAUGAUUUUACUGUGUAUGAAUGAACAAUAAUUGUAAUUCAUGUCAAACUAUGGAUUUUUGUCAAGCCUUAAGUUAGGCUCAUGUGUUAAUUGUAUAACUGUGUGAAUAUUAUCAUAAUCCAAACACAUUUCCGGCAGUGAAGAAGUGGUCAGCGUGUCUCUCUUUAAUGAAGUUGGCCUUAGAUUUCAAGAUGGGUGUGUGGGAGAGAAAUGCAAAAAAUAUAUCCACGGCAGUGGAGGCUGGUGUGAGGAGCUAUUGGACGAUGUGCUCAUUCUAAUGGCAGAAAUGGAAUGGAACGGUAUCAAACAUCGCUAAUAUGGAAACUACGCUUGACUCCGUUCCAUUAAUACCAUUCCAGCCAUUACAAUGAGCCCGUCCUUCUAUAUCUCCUUCUACUAGCCUCCACUGAUCCACAGGGGAAAGCACACUCGGGAUAUCAGUUAUAUUCUUAGUAUUUUCAUUUCAUUCAUAAACACCCAAAGUUUCGACUAGGUAUUUUUCAAGGGUGUGCUUUGUGAGGAAACUCCUGCAGUCUGUAUUCAUACAAGUUCAAGUGAACAACGGGUGGCAACAAUUAGUCAUUUCAAUUAGACAAUUGGUUAGCAAUCAAGUCUCAAUUGACAAUAUAUUUCUAUAUUUCUAUAAGGUAUACAUAUUAGACAACACAUUUAGACAGAAUCAUAGGUCAACAUGAUAUACACUGAGUGUACAAAACAUUAAGAACAGCUUCCUAAUAUUGAGUUGCAUCCUAACAGCCUCAAUUCAUUUCGGCAUGGACUCUACAAGGUGUUGAAGGCGAUCUACAGGGAUGCUGGCCCAUGUUGACUUCAAUGCUUCCCACCAUUGUAUCAAGUUUCUACUUGUGUGCAUGUACUGACAUGUAUGUGUAACUGAUAGACUCAUACACCAUACAUGUUAAUGUUCUUAAAUGUAUGUAAAUUGUAUUUUGUCUGUAAUGUCUUUUUCAUUGUCUGUCAGACCCCAGUAAGACUACCUGUCGCCAUUGGCUAUUUGGGAUCCUAAAAAAUCAACAUCAAAUCAAGUUAGCUGGAUGUCCUUUGGGUGGUGGAUCAUUAUUGAUACACACAGGAAACUGUUGAGUGUGAAAAACCACCAUACUUGCAGUUCUUGACACAAAUCGGUGUGCCUGGCACCUACUACCAUACCCCGUCCAAAGGCAUCUUGUAUUGCCCAUUCACCCUCUGAAUGGCACACAUACACAAUCCAUGUCUCAAGGCUUAAAAAUCCUUCUCUAACUUGUCUCCUCCCCUUCAUCUCCACUGAUUGAAGUGGAUUUAACAAGUGACAAUAAGGGGUCAUAGCUUUCAUCUGGAUUCUAUGUCAAGGAUGGGAAACUUUGACUCAUCAUGAGGGGCUGCAGUGGCUAGUGGGUCUGCAUCACAGGAGGUUGGUGGCACCUUCAUUGGGGAGGACAGGCUCGUGGUAAUGACUGGAGUAGAAUCAGUGGAAUGGUAUCAAACACAUGGUUUCCAGGUGUUUGAUGCCAUUCCAUUUGCUCCUAUGAGCAGUAUUCCACUCAACAGCCUCCACUGGUCUGCAUACCCACAUCCAUAACCCCCUCCCCACCUUUCGGGCAAAACAUUUUAUCAGCCCCAUUCAUGAGAGCUGAAGAUAAAAAAAUUAAAUAAAAAAUGUUUUUGAAGUUAA
Molecule: messenger RNA, 2992 nt
Organism: Salmo salar (Atlantic salmon)
Lineage: Eukaryota; Metazoa; Chordata; Actinopteri; Salmoniformes; Salmonidae
Gene: as3mt
Product: arsenite methyltransferase
Biological process (GO): toxin metabolic process; arsonoacetate metabolic process
Cellular component (GO): cytosol
Molecular function (GO): arsenite methyltransferase activity
Source: RefSeq, a predicted model, not a curated record